Molecule: messenger RNA, 1043 nt
Organism: Lathyrus oleraceus (garden pea)
Lineage: Eukaryota; Viridiplantae; Streptophyta; Magnoliopsida; Fabales; Fabaceae
Exons: 8
Coding region: 71-862 (263 amino acids)
Biological process (GO): protein methylation
Cellular component (GO): nucleus
Molecular function (GO): protein methyltransferase activity
Source: RefSeq, a predicted model, not a curated record
UCCUUCCUAAAGAAAAGAAAAACAAAAUCCAUCUUCCCUCUUUCCUUGGCAAGAACAAAACCCAGUGCCUAUGAAUCAAAACGGCGUCGUAAUACUGAACAUGGAAGAAAGUGUAAACAAAGUAGUGCAAAACGAACAACCCCGAGUUUCUACCGAUGAUGAUGAAAUCGUUUGCUUAGAUGCAUCGUUCUUCAUGAAUGACAAUUACCAGCUGACGGAAUUCACAUUUGGCUCUCAACAUAUUCAACUCUUCUGUCUGCAUUCUGCUUCCACUGACUUUGAUUUGACAGGGCAGCUGGUAUGGCCUGGAGCCAUGUUGCUGAAUGAUUAUCUAUCGAAAAAUCUCGACAUGUUUCAGGGUUGCACUGUCAUUGAAUUAGGUUCUGGCGUUGGUAUUACUGGAAUACUUUGCCGCAAAUUCUGCAAUAAAGUUGUGUUGACAGACCAUAAUGAAGAGGUGCUUAAGAUCAUAAAUAAAAAUAUAGAGCUGCAUUCAUGUCCUGAAGAUGUUAGUCCUACUUCUCAUGGAUUAGUAGCAGAGAAACUAGAAUGGGGAAACACUGAUCAGGUCCAUGAAAUUUUACAAAAACAUCCCGGAGGUUUCGACUUCGUUCUUGGAGCGGAUAUCUGCUUUCAGCAGUCAAGCAUCCCUUUGCUGUUUUAUAGUGUUAGACAGCUCCUGCAAGUUAAAGAAGGCGGAAAAUGCAAGUUCAUACUAGCCUAUGUGUCACGAGCAAAGAUGAUGGAUUCAAUGAUUAUUUCUGAAGCUUCUAAGUUUCGGAUGCAAAUGAAGGAAGUACCUGGAACAAAGUGUAUUGCUGGGAAUCUUGAAGGUGUCAUCUAUGAGAUUACUCUCGAGUAGACGCACAUCAAAUUAAUAUAGUUUAAGGUUUCCAGAAGCAGACAUGGCAUUAUGAAAACCAAAACUGAUUUGACUUGAGCACUUGCUAGUGUUUUUCAAUGUCUUUGUAGUGUCUUAAUGUAUUUUUCAAUGUGAACAAAAUUAUAAAGAUCUUUUUAAUAAUUAUCAUUGCUUGUGUUCA